Blumeria graminis f. sp. triticale is the source of this 1350-nucleotide messenger RNA. The record is from the annotation of a GenBank genome assembly. NCBI's taxonomy places the organism in Eukaryota, Fungi, Ascomycota, Leotiomycetes, Helotiales, Erysiphaceae.
AUGCAAGAGGCAGAUUGGCUCCGUCGAGACGUCGGAGUAUUUUCAUCAAAGCUGACCAUAAAUGAUACUUUGAAGCGAGAGAAUGAAAUACGUCGUCUAGCAUCCGAGGCCGAGGCAGAAGCGCUUGAAGACGAAGAAGAAGAAGAAGAAGAAGAAAAUCUUUGUGAUGAUGAUUCUGAUGGAAAACAUGAUGAAGAUGAUGAAGAUGACACGGACGAUGACGAUGACAAUGAGGAUGAAAAGAAUGAUGUAACUCGUUACUUUGGUGGCUUUUAUUCAGGCGAUGAUGGAAACGAGAGGGAUAAUGAACUUGGAUUCGCUGAUUCUGAUGAGAGCGAUAAAGAAGAAGAAUUUUCUUUUUGGAAUUCGGGCCAUCGCUCAUCAACCAAAAAUGUUGCCAUUUCGUCAUCUCUUGCUACAUCUAACUCUUCAAAUUAUUCUUCAAAGUUUAGAUCUAGGGUCUCUACACGUCGAAAGAUUCAUGCCCAGAAAAUUACACGAACUGCUACUCCGGAUCUUCCGGAUAGUACUGACUUUGUCUGUGGCACGCUUGACGAAGACCGGCCUCUUGAAGAGGCAUACCUUUCCUGCAUGGAAGCUAGAAAACAAGCGCGACAUAAGUUAACCCCCCAAGAUAUUGAUCCCAGUUUUCCCACCUCUGAUAGCGAAGAUGAGGUUGAUCAUCAUAGCGAAGCUUCCAAGAAGAUUUCUAAUGGAAAUCAGGCACGGUUUAACGAUGUAAAGUUUGAAGCAUUGGUUGAUGAACGGAUAGGACGUACCUCUUCCCCACAAAGUCAGGUAUCGCCUGUACGCCAUUCACCUCGUAAACUUUAUUCACCUCCACCAGCACGAAGACUUCGGUCUCCUUCCCCUUCGAAACAGCGUCUCCGAUCUCCACCUCCACGUAAGCUUUUUGGAAACUCACCAAAGCGAAAACAAUCUAUGAACCACGCUCGACAACUACCCAUACAUAAAAAGACGGCAUCGAACAAUCGGUCUGACCUCCUAGAUGCCUUCGCCGCUGGGCCCAAAGCGACAUUCACCAAAUCCCUACCUCGUACACCUAAUAUCUUUGGAAACGAGUAUGAUGGUUCUCGAUUCGCAGAAACAAAAAGUUGUGAUAUCAGGAGAGGUGAUCACUUUCGGAGGGCAAUUGAUAUCGUCAAGGGCCUUGAACAAAAGAGACAGAGACGUAAGGAAAAGUUUUAUCCAAAACAGACUCAUCGAAAGUCAAGAGGCUAUCCUGAUCACAAGACCCAGCCGGGACAUGGUGCUGAACGCAUGCGUGAACUUGGAUUGCUUAUGGCUGGUAAAGUAGCUGUACAGAAUCAUUACAUUCUGUCGGCCUAA